Molecule: messenger RNA, 1821 nt
Organism: Achroia grisella
Lineage: Eukaryota; Metazoa; Arthropoda; Insecta; Lepidoptera; Pyralidae
Product: mitochondrial tRNA-specific 2-thiouridylase 1
Exons: 5
Coding region: 428-1549 (373 amino acids)
Biological process (GO): tRNA wobble position uridine thiolation
Cellular component (GO): mitochondrion
Molecular function (GO): sulfurtransferase activity
Source: RefSeq, a predicted model, not a curated record
AUUCGAACCCCGUACCCGAUAUCGGCAGUUCGUAACACUAACUAUUCACUAGACUAGACAAUUGAGGCAAUUCCAUUAAUUCAGGAUUUUUUUCAAUUAUUCACUUUGUCACAACACUAUUUUUAUUUCAUCAAAUACUGACAACACAGUAAACGUCAGUUGACUUCGUCUAAUUAAAAAUACGACUAUAGGAAGAAGCAAGCAGUGAUCGAAAAUUUGAAUUUCGAUAUUGGUCGUUAUUGACAAAAAUAGUGCCGUCUUUUUUACCCGAAACAGUUAACUAACCUAGCAAACCAUAAUAAAACUAGUCUUUCUAAAUUUGUGAUGUAACAAAAUUAAAUAAUUAGUUUUAAUUUUAAUAUAGUGUCGUCGUAUUUUUUUUUUAAAUAAGUUGCCGUAUAAAAUUUGUAAUUCAUAUUUACGAAUAAUGUUUAAACGAAUAGCACUUGGUAUUUCUGGAGGGGUAGAUAGUGCUGUUGCAGCAUUAAUUCUUAAGAGAGCAGGAUACCAAGUCGAAGGAGUUUUCAUGAGAAAUUGGGAUGGUAACUAUGAAGCUGGUUUUUGUACGGACGAAAAAGAUUUAGAUGAUGCAAGCUUCGUUUGUCGAAAACUUGAUAUUCCUUUGCAUAAAGUCUACUUCAUCAAAGAAUAUUGGAAUGAGGUAUUCACAGUGCUAUUAAAGGAGUAUGAAAGUGGAAUAACACCAAAUCCAGAUAUACUGUGCAAUAGAUAUAUCAAAUUUGAUAGCUUUUUCGAACAUUGCAGGAAAAAUUUAGAAGUUGACGCUAUUGCUACUGGUCAUUAUGCAAAUACAUCUUUUGGUCCAUUCUUGCAGAAAUAUUCAGACAACAAAGAAGUGCAGUUAUUGCAACCAGCUGACAAACACAAGGAUCAAACAUUCUUCCUAUCACAAGUGAAACAAUUCUCACUUAGACGUUGCAUGUUCCCUUUAGCUAAUCUUAAGAAAAGUGAAGUCAGGGAUAUUGCAAAAAAAGAGGGCCUUAUAAAUGUAGCUGAUAAAAAGGAUAGCACUGGUAUUUGUUUUAUCGGAAAAAAGAGAUUUCAAAGUUUUAUUGAAGAAUAUAUUGAGACAAGAAAAGGAUUCUUCAUAGAUAUAGAUACAGGUCAAAUAGUUGGUGAACAUAGUGGUCUACACAAAUGGACAGUCGGUCAGAGAUGCUGCCUUGCUAAUUGGAAACAAGCAUAUUUUGUCUUCAAAAAGGAUUUGCAGACUAACAACAUUUAUGUGGUUGCAGGCACUAAGCAUCCGGCUUUAUGGAAUGAUCUAUGUUUUACAAAUAAACCUCAUUGGAUACAUAGAGAACCUAUUGAAUUAGCAGACAAUGGUGUACUGAACUGUUACUUUAGGUUUCAACAUACUAAACCAUUAGUGCCUUGUAGAGUGGUAAAAAGUUUUGUUGGACUCACCAUUAUAUUAGAAAACCAUCUAAGAGCUAUAACAGAAGGUCAAUAUGCUGUCCUUUAUAAAAAUAUCGAAUGCCUUGGUAGUGCAAAAAUAAACAGUGUAUCCCAACAUCUUAUUUACUAAUUAUUUAACAUUAUCAAUUGUUAAAUAGGUAUUUAGUUUUAAGUAAUAGAAAAUAUAUGAUUUGUUGUCUUCCUAAUAAAAUGUUAUAGUAAAACAAAAUUAUCUUAUUGUUUGAUUUUCCUUUUAGUAUAUAUUUUAUUGAACGUAAAAUUAAUAAAAAAAUACAGGAAGCUUACUAUCUAUAUUACAUUUUAACUACCAUAACCUGUAUCCUUCUUUAAAUAUUCAUUUUCUACAUUCCAUGAUAUUGAUACAUUGAUGCAUUCCAUGAU